GAGUGGAGGGGUGGCUAUGGGACCACUGACCCAGCUCCCUGGUAUGGUGGUUCACCCCCAGCAGCAGCAGCACUACCCCCCAUCCAGACCCCUCUACCCCCAGGAUGUCACCCUGCAGGAGGUCCCCAACGGACACGACCUCGCACCCACAGGUAGGAGCCAAAAUCUGGAGUGUGGAGACGUGCCCCUGCUCACUCCAGGGAGUAAAGAGAUGAUGUCGCAGGCUCUGAAGGACACGUUCAGCGGCUUUACAAAGGAACAGCAACGACUGGCCAUUCCCAAAGACCCCAGGCAGUGGACAGAGAGCCACGUGGGAGAGUGGCUGACGUGGACGGUGAAUGAGUUCAGCCUGAAGAGCGUGGACUUCCACAAGUUCUGUAUGAACGGGGCCAGUAUGUGUGCUCUGGGGAAGGAACGCUUCCUGGAUCUAGCACCUGACUAUGUGGGCGACAUCCUCUGGGAACAUCUAGAGAUGCUUCAGAAAGAAGACACAAAACAUUUCCCUGUCAACGGCCUGACCUCCACCUUCCAGGAAUCCCACUAUACCUCAGACUACUUUGUCAGCUAUGGCAUUGAGCAUGCCCAGUGCGUUCCUCCCUCUGAAUACUCAGAGCCGGGCUUCAUCACAGAGUCCUACCAGACCCUUCACCCAAUCAGCUCAGAGGACCUGCUGUCACUCAAGUACGAGAGCGAAUACCCGAACGUCAUCCUCAGGGACAUGCCCCUCAACACACUGCAGGGGGACUACUUCUCAGUCAAGCAGGAGGUGGUCUCCCCCGACAACAUGUGUGUGGGCCGCAUCAGCAGAGGUAAGCUGGGAGGCCAGGACUCGUUUGAGAGCAACGAGAGCUUUGAAAGCUGUGACCGUCUGACCCAGUCCUGGAGCAGCCAGUCCUCCUUCAGCAGUCUGCAGCGCGUCCCAUCGUAUGACAGCUUCGACUCCGAGGACUACCCCAGCACCCUGCAUGGACACAAGCCCAAGGGAACCUUCAAGGACUACGUCAGGGAGCGCUCAGACCUCAGCAAGGACAAACCUGUCAUCCCCGCCGCAGCACUGGCAGGAUACACAGGCAGCGGCCCCAUCCAGCUGUGGCAGUUUCUGCUGGAGCUUCUGACGGACAAGUCCUGUCAGUCCUUCAUCAGCUGGACGGGAGACGGCUGGGAGUUCAAGCUGUCCGACCCUGACGAGGUGGCUCGGAGGUGGGGGAAGAGGAAAAACAAGCCCAAGAUGAACUACGAAAAGCUGAGCCGAGGCCUGCGCUACUACUACGACAAGAACAUCAUCCACAAGACAUCAGGGAAGCGCUACGUCUACCGCUUUGUCUGUGACUUAAAAAGCCUGCUGGGAUACACCCCCGAGGAGCUCCACGCCAUGCUGGACGUCAAGCCUGAUGUGGACGAGUGAAAACAGAGGGAUGAGAGAACAGUAAUAGUAGAAGAAUAGGGGAGUAAAGGAGCCGAGGAGACUAGGGCUCAGAGAUUGAUGCCGUCCGGUAAAAGAGGGCGCCCAUUUUGGGACCAAACCUAAACUGUGGUCUGUAUCAUUUUGAGCUGUUGUCAGAUGACGUUCAAAAAGGAAGCACAUGCCAAACGUGAAAAUUGAUAAUAUGUUGCAUUUGAGAUAGUGUGUAUGGUAGCUAUAUGUAUAUACUGGUAUUACUUAGUAGCUCAAGGCACAUGGAAAGCUAUCAGUUAGAAUAGAGUGGCCAUUUAGCCUAAGUAGCACAAGAAACUGACAUUGAGGAAGGGGGCCAAGAGACAGUGAAAUAUUCAUUAUAGGGAAGGACAUGAAUGGAGAGUUCCUGCUAUGAAAUCUGUUGCCAAAUAUAAAAUGGAAAGUAGUGGAAAUAGAUCACUGUUUCUCUGCCACACUCCACACAAUAGGCAUGGGUAGAUUUCUCAGCUUGGACCAAAAAAGUGUUGUUUUUGUGACUUUUGUUUCAGAAGCAUAAUGUUUGUGUCAGUAUUAUCGUUGAGAUUCAACUCCUGGUGUACUGUUUAGUCUCAGUCCGACCAGGGUUCCCCCGUUUUUUUAAAAUAUUUUUUUUAUGAAGGUAUUAUGAAACCAAACGUUGCACCAUUUAAUGUUAAGUUAGUCCUGUCUCCUCUCUGUGAAAGCCCAAUAACUGAAACAUGCUGAUAUGACUAUCAGAUGACACUAGACACUGGCCUUUUUACUCAUUUUCAUAGUUGGAUGGAGAGUUACUUACUCAUACCAAGAAUGGUUGAUAGACACCUGAAAGUAACCGUUGCUUUAAAACUGACGCUUUCAGCUCUGCACAUUUGCCGCUUCACUAUAGAAAUAUACUGUCUUACCACCAGUAAUAAAAAUCCUUAGACACCCUUUCUGUGGUGAGUUUUGAAAGUAUUUGGACAUGAAAGAG
Messenger RNA from Salvelinus sp. IW2-2015, 2384 nucleotides. RefSeq names its product protein C-ets-1. Gene Ontology annotation, molecular function: sequence-specific DNA binding; DNA-binding transcription factor activity, RNA polymerase II-specific. Gene Ontology annotation, cellular component: nucleus. NCBI's taxonomy places the organism in Eukaryota, Metazoa, Chordata, Actinopteri, Salmoniformes, Salmonidae. The record is from RefSeq and is a predicted model, not a curated record. Gene Ontology annotation, biological process: cell differentiation; regulation of transcription by RNA polymerase II.